UAUACUAACAACACAACAAGUACCUUUAAAAUUCACAAAUAAUUUGAUUUUCCAUGUAUUUUGGGCUCGCAGUCGUCUCGUGUUGAUUGAUAAUCCCAAUUUCAAACCUAAAUGAAUUAAAUACUUAUCUAAAAAAUUUGACUACGUAUCUAAUAUGGACGAGGAUGAUUAUUGGAAUUCUAGUGAAACUAAAUCGCAGGCAUUCAGUUUUGAUGAUGAUGUUCUUUCUCCACAAGAGAUUCUUGCCAUUGGUCAGAAGCCAUCAUCAGGGCAUAAGGAUGACAAUAUAUUUGCUAGUGCUAGUGUUAGUAGUACCAAAACUUUGCUACCUUUACACAGUUUAAUAUCACCAAAAGUAUUGAAUUUGAUACUGCUAGCACAAUCAGGUAAAGAUCUGACAAAAGAAGUCAAAGUUGAUAGUGAGCAGACGGUUGCAGUUACAUUGAAAAGACUCGUGCUUGGUAGAAGAUGUUCGUUACAUGUUCACAGAAGUUUAAAGUGCAAAACAGAACUGUUGGAUGGAGCAAUUGCAAUUGGGGAUGGCAACGCUAUACUUACGGUGGUACUAUUUCUAAUACAAACAUUAAAUAAAAAGCUGGUUUAUGAGUUGCUUUCAUCUCGAACGGUGGCAUUAAACCACUACAUCAGUUUCUUACAAAAUGAAGGCAAAAUAACUGAAUUGACAGAUCUAUUAACAAUGCUAGGUAGAAGUCCAGAAGCAGCGAUGUAUCAAUUCCAACAUUGCGUAAAGAGUCAGGGCAGCAACGUGGACGGCUUGCUGCGUAAGCUGACCAACCUGAUGGCGAAUCACCUCAACCAGCCCGGCGGGGACACUCAUCACGCCAAGAUGGUCGCCGAUUACGUCAAACUAUUAGAAUGGCAGAAGUUUGCGAAUAAACAAGAGUUAUUCAAUAGAUCUGCGCUGUACUGCUUAGCGUACUGUUGCUCACACCACUGGAGUGACACGGCCGGCAAUAUGAUGUCACCAAUGACGGUCUGCCAGAGGCAGCAGAUUCCGCCGCUACAAUACGACUGGGUGGUCUUGAAUGUUCACGCCAAGUCGGAAAAGUGGGACAUUGUGGAAACACUUUUCACCAAAAAGGAUUGGCUCGGCCGUACCACUGUAUCGUCUCAUAUACCGAUAGAGACUUUAUUGGCUCGCCUGAGUGAGUUACAGGCUAGUAAGCGGCUAAUGGCGACAUGUGUCAACAAGAUUACAUCGGCUGAAGACAGGUUGAGGCUAGCGCAGAUGUAUAAGAUAGAACCCGUGGUAAUAGAGACAUUGGCCAAACAAAAGGACAGGAUAGCUUUGACAAACUACAAAAUGACGCUAAGUCCGCAGUCGGAAGUGUUCAUACUGGCUGAGAAUACUUUGAGGGAUACUUCUAUCAAAUGGAAGAACUGAAGAAGAUUCCUGCACUCAACAGGUUAUUACCAAAUGGAAGCUUCUCUUAAUUAUCUAAACCUCUCCCUGUGCCACACAAACUUGAAAAUUGAGUAUAAUGACACCGAGAG
Chilo suppressalis (striped riceborer) is the source of this 1515-nucleotide messenger RNA. The record is from the annotation of a GenBank genome assembly. Lineage: Eukaryota; Metazoa; Arthropoda; Insecta; Lepidoptera; Crambidae.